UUAGUAGGUAGAUGUUAGUUAGCUUCUAGACGCCGUCGCCCCCUCAGUGGACCAGGGCCCUUAUCCACAAAGCAUCUUAGAGUAAGAGUAUCUGAUCUGGGAUCCGUUUUCCCAUUAGAUUAUAUUGACAGAUCCCAGAUCAGCACUGCUGCUCUGAGAUGCUUUGUGUAAAUGUGCCCAGAGUUAAUGUAGUGUUUCCCCGUUCAUAGACCCUAAUUAACUUCAGAUCCCAGAUCAGCACUGCUGCUCUUAUUGAUGAAUGUUUCAUCUUCCGGGCGAGUUUUGUUGUUCGGUCUGAACGAGAACAAACAUAGCUUGGGAUACGGUUUUGGAAACAAGGAACUUAUCUUUUAUAUCAGCAAUAAAUACUUUUUCAAAAAGCAAAAAGUUAAAUAGAGUACCACAGUGUGAGUCAUAAUACCCAUAAAACCAAGCAGUCAAAAAAAGGAAAUGGUUCCAAUUGUUUUUCCACAAUGUUUCCCAUAGUGGAUUUGAGAAACAUUUAAAAUAAGGGCUGUGUUUCGUGUAGGCCUACCCUGGGAUAACAUUUAGAUAAUUGUGUAAAUCUCUCUAGGACAAUGUGACUUGCCUGUAUCUACCCCCACCAAAUGAAACGCUAAUUAGUUGCUAAUGUGGCUAUCAUUAAGCACAAAUGCCAUGAUGAUCUGGAAAAGACUGCCUAAUCGAGGCAAAGACACCCCGCUGCAGCAGCUCCCAGCCUGUGGAGAACAGGUUCCCUCUGAGCAGGAGGAGUGGAUCCACAGUCUGGGCCAGGAGGAUCCACAGUCUGGGGCAGGAGGAUCUACAGUCUGGGGCAGGAGGUACCACAGUCUGGGCCAGGAGGAUCCACAGUCUGGGCCAGGAAGUACCACAGUCUGGGCCAGGAGGUACCACAGUCUGGGCCAGGAGGAUCCACAGCUCGUACACAUUAAAGAGGAACAACAGGAACACUGGACCAGUCUGGGGGAAGGUCAGGAGUCUGACACCACAGAGUUCAUAUUCACUUCCGCUUGUGUACAAAGUGACUGUAAUCAGGACCCACCUCAGCCCUCACAUCUCUACCAGACACAGAGUACCAGCACCUCAUAUGAACAGUUGAAAAGAGGAACUAGAGAGGACCGUCAACCUUUAGAGACACCCAGUGCUUCUCAGCCCGUCUCUGCAGUGAAGUCGAUCCAUCCUAGUUCUCCCUCUAAGAGUCGCUGUAAGGUGUGUGGGAAAAUGUUUCUCAUGAAGAGCUAUUUCUUUAAACAUGUGAGAAUGCACAUCAAGAUGAGAGAACGUGUCUGUGGGGUGUGUGGAAAACAGGUUGAGUUAGAGGAUAUAAAAGAUCACGUUCAAGCUCACAUCGAUGCUCAGUUUACUUGUCAGUUCUGCAGUAAAUGUUUCACUAAGAAUAAUGCUCUGAGGUUACACAUGAGGAUCCACACGGGGGAGAAGCCCUACCGCUGUUCUGUCUGCGGCAGAGGGUUCGCAGGAGCAACCAAUCUAACCAAUCACAUGAGGAUCCACACAGGGUAUAAACCCCACCGCUGUACUGAGUGUGGAAGGUGUUUCUCUGUCCUGGGUCAUCUCCAGACACACAUGAGGAGCCACACGGGGGAGAAACCCUACCGGUGUUCUGUCUGUGGUAAAGGGUUUAGUGUGAGCUGCAACCUGACGCAGCACAUGAUGAUACACACAGGGGAGAGACCUUACCACUGUCCUGACUGUCAGAAAGGAUUCAUCACCAUGGUCCGGCUGAGGAGACAUCAGAUCGCCGUUCACAUGCAGGGAGAAAUGUUCUUCUGUAAUGAACCUCAGCUAUAAAAGCAUGCAGGCCUUGAAACACACAGUAGAGUACAGAGAGAGACAGCGAUAACACACAGUAGAGUACAGAGAGAGACAGCGAUAACACACAGUAGAGUACAGAGAGAGACAGCGAUGACACACAGUAGAGUACAGAGAGAGACAGCGAUGACACACAGUAGAGUACAGAGAGAGACAGCGAUGACACACAGUAGAGUACAGAGAGAGACAGCGAUGACACACAGUAGAGUACAGAGAGAGACAGCGAUAACACACAGUAGAGUACAGAGAGAGACAGCGAUAACACACAGUAGAGUACAGAGAUGACAGCGAUAACACACAGUAGAGUACAGAGAGAGACAGCGAUAACACACAGUAGAGUACAGAGAGAGACAGCGAUGACAUGAUGAGCCCUGAUGUAAGACACAGAGAGACAGCGAUGACAUGAUGAGCCCUGAUGUAAGACACAGAGAGACAGCGAUGACAUGAUGAGCCCUGACGUAAGACACAGAGAGACAGCGAUGACAUGAUGAGCCCUGACGUAAGACACAGAGAGACAGCGAUGACAUGAUGAGCCCUGACGUAAGACACAGAGAGACAGCGAUGACAUGAUGAGCCCUGAUGUAAGACACAGAGAGACAGCGAUGACAUGAUGAGCCCUGACGUAAGACACAGAGAGACAGCGAUGACAUGAUGAGCCCUGACGUAAGACACAGAGAGACAGCGAUGACAUGAUGAGCCCUGACGUAAGACACAGAGAGACAGCGAUGACAUGAUGAGCCCUGACGUAAGACACAGAGAGACAGCGAUGACAUGAUGAGCCCUGACGUAAGACACAGAGAGACAGCGAUGACAUGACGAAAGACACAGAGAGACAGCGAUGACAUGAUGAGCCCUGACGUAAGACACAGAGAGACAGCGAUGACAUGAUGAGCCCUGACGUAAGACACAGAGAGACAGCGAUGACAUGAUGAGCCCUGAUGUAAGACACAGAGAGACAGCGAUGACGUAAGACACAGAGAGACUAGCUUCCACCUGUAAGAGGAGACUUCUUGGUGAAUAAGACAUGACUGAACAGCUGGACUUCUGAGCAACAGAAGUCCCUGAUCAUUAGUUAGAACAGUUGGUUCUCUGUUUGGGGCCUGGGACCCCUUCUGUGUGCUAAAUUCAUCAGGGACACCCUCAUCAGAACACAACUAGAGUGAGAUAGAAAAUAGCAUACAAGGAAUUUUACUGUGACUUUGGCAGUGCAUUGUGGGACAAACCAAGUCCCCGGGAAGGAACAUUUUAAAAGGCAUCACAGAAAGAAAUUAGCAGUUUUCAAGCUAAUUUCCAUGUACUGUCAUCUGUUGUUGGGAGUAAAACAUCUUGUUCAUGUACUGUCAUCUGUUGUUGAGAGUAAAACAUCUUGUUCAUGUACUGUCAUCUGUUGUUGAGAGUAAAACAUCUUGUUCAUGUACUGUCAUCUGUUGUUGAGAGUAAAACAUCUUGUUCAUGUACUGUCAUCUGUUGUUGAGAGUAAAACAUCUUGUUCAUGUACUGUCAUCUGUUGUUGAGAGUAAAACAUCUUGUUUAUAUACUGUCAUCUGUUGUUGAGAGUAAAACAUCUUGUUCAUGUACUGUCAUCUGUUGUUGAGAGUAAAACAUCUUGUUUAUAUACUGUCAUCUGUUGUUGAGAGUAAAACAUCUUGUUCAUGUACUGUCAUCUGUUGUUGAGAGUAAAACAUCUUGUUCAUGUACUGUCAUCUGUUGUUGAGAGUAAAACAUCUUGUUCAUGUACUGUCAUCUGUUGUUGAGAGUAAAACAUCUUGUUUAUAUACUGUCAUCUGUUGUUGAGAGUAAAACAUCUUGUUCAUGUACUGUCAUCUGUUGUUGAGAGUAAAACAUCUUGUUCAUGUACUGUCAUCUGUUGUUGAGAGUAAAACAUCUUGUUCAUGUACUGUCAUCUGUUGUUGAGAGUAAAACAUCUUGUUCAUGUACUGUCAUCUGUUGUUGAGAGUAAAACAUCUUGUUCAUGUACUGUCAUCUGUUGUUGAGAGUAAAACAUCUUGUUCAUGUACUGUCAUCUGUUGUUGAGAGUAAAACAUCUUGUUCAUGUACUGUCAUCUGUUGUUGAGAGUAAAACAUCUUGUUUAUAUACUGUCAUCUGUUGUUGAGAGUAAAACAUCUUGUUCAUGUACUGUCAUCUGUUGUUGAGAGUAAAACAUCUUGUUUAUAUACUGUCAUCUGUUGUUGAGAGUAAAACAUCUUGUUUAUAUACUGUCAUCUGUAUUGUCACAUCUGCUUAAUGUUGCUAACCUAAAAUCUACAGUGAUUGGGGAUCUUUCACUAUUCUACCUAUUUGACUUUAACUUGAGAAUAAAAUGUGUUGUUUAAAUAGUGUAA
Molecule: messenger RNA, 4173 nt
Organism: Oncorhynchus kisutch (coho salmon)
Lineage: Eukaryota; Metazoa; Chordata; Actinopteri; Salmoniformes; Salmonidae
Product: zinc finger protein 121-like
Exons: 2
Coding region: 631-1809 (392 amino acids)
Biological process (GO): regulation of transcription by RNA polymerase II
Cellular component (GO): nucleus
Molecular function (GO): RNA polymerase II cis-regulatory region sequence-specific DNA binding; DNA-binding transcription factor activity
Source: RefSeq, a predicted model, not a curated record